Humulus lupulus (European hop) is the source of this 717-nucleotide messenger RNA. RefSeq lists its product as uncharacterized. The coding region runs from base 1 to 717 and encodes 238 amino acids. The record is from RefSeq and is a predicted model, not a curated record. The transcript has a single exon. Lineage: Eukaryota; Viridiplantae; Streptophyta; Magnoliopsida; Rosales; Cannabaceae.
AUGAUGAGAGAAAUGAUGCAGAAGUUCUCAGACGGGAGGUCUGUUCACGCAACCAAGCAUAUGGAUCUAGUGUCAAGAACCACUGAGAAGUCUCCCUUAUCAGAGUGGAUUCAGAAUGAGCCUAAGCCCCGAGACUUUGUCAUCCCUUCCCUGCCUGCGUUUAAUGGAAAGGGAGAUCCAUUAAACCACCUGUUCCAAUUUCAGCAGAAAAUGGCGCUAGAGGCCAACAACGAAGCCAUUCAAUGCAAGGUCUUUUCAACGACUUUCUCUGGGCUAGCUUUGUUGUGGUUCCGACAGUUAAAGCCCGGAUCCAUCAAUAGUUGUAGUGAUCUCCGACGAACUUUUCUACAACAAUAUAGCGCGAAUCGUGAGGCACCAAGAACAAUGGAUGACCUCUAUCGGAUCGAGCAAGGGGAAAAUGAACAUCCGAAGGCGUAUUUACAGCGUUUCAUUGACCUCGUGCAUCAAAUCCACGACGUCGACCCGAUUACCGCAGCCAAUCUCUUCGUCAAAAGCUUGCAGGUGGGAUCUCUCUUACAUGAAAAUCUCACCAUGACACCACCUUAUGACACGGCCGAGGUUCAGACCCGAGCCGAGGGCGUCUUCAGGGUCUUAGAAUUUCGAGAGCAUGCACAAAAGAAAUCUGCACUUAUCUCUGCUCCACCAGCAAAUAACCCUCCGCCACCUGCUAGAGAUGACAAGAGGAAGAGGAAUUAG